CUUUUUCAACCAUUGAGUCAAUAUCCAUAGUGUGGGAAUCCAUGCAAAAACAAGCCAAAAAUAGAAGGAGACAAGAAAAAGGAAAUAGAGACAGCAAGCGACAAAGGAGACUGUGAUAAAUUACUAAGAAAACACUGAUGCAGAAAGGAAAUCUUCGUAUGGAAAAGGCAGGAAAAAGAAAAAGGAGAGAAAGAAAGAAAAAGCGAAAAGCUCUCAACUUGGAGGCGACCAAUAGCAUGAGCUAACUGUAGUCUGUAGUCCUUGAUAGAAACGUUUUCUACCGACAAAAGAAACGGACGGCUAAAGAGAUUCAGAGUUCCACUGCUAAAUUAAUCGUCACCGCUACCGACAAUGUUCACCGAUUCUACUUGUUCUACACUCGCUUCGAGAGCCGUCUAGACGCUAUACCCUACUAAUUUCACCUCUACCACUUUCCCAUCACAUGAUAUCAACCAAAGAUCCAUGGCCAAUCCACCUGUAUAUCCGCCGUUUCUGAUCGAUUCUUUCGCCCUUACAGGUAAAUAGUUCCGAUCUAGCCCUCGUGACCAUGGAGACUUGCAGGAAAGCUAAGCUCGCCAUCGGUGCCUUCCGAAGCUUAGCUUCGAAGGUUAUUUCCAGGCGUUCAGUUCAAGAGUCAACUUCGAGAAUUCGCCCAAAUGGUUCUUCACUCUCUUCACCUACUCCCUCGAAGUUUUCUGGGUUUUAUCCAAAUUCUUCCGUAUCUCAGAGAUUAGGACUAGGUUUCCAAAUGGGUGCGAAGAGAUUACAUCUAAAUCCAUUUUUUGGUGAUGGUAAGAGAUUUUAUCAUGUAGACAGGCAUCAGGUUUACCAUUUUAAGCCAAGAGGCCCUCGACGAUGGUUUCAGAACCCGAGAAGCAUAUUAAUUAUAUUUUUGGUGGGUUCUGGUGUUUUCAUCACUGUGUAUUUUGGUAAUUUGGAGAGCGUACCUUAUACAAAACGAAAACAUUUUGUGAUUUUGUCUAAAUCCAUGGAGAGAAAGAUCGGUGAGAAUCAAUUUGAGCAAAUGAAGGCGGCAUUUAAAGGGAAAAUGCUGCCUGCAAUACACCCAGAUAGCGUGAGGGUCCGCUUAAUUGCAAAAGACAUAAUUGAGGCUUUACAAAGAGGGUUGAGACGGGAGCAAGUGUGGAGCGAUUUGGGGUACGCUUCGUCGGACAGCUAUAUAACACAUGAGGGAAGCGCACACGAGACGUUGAGAGCAUUGACUGAAACCGAGGGCAAAGUUGAGACGAGGUGGCAUAAAGAAGACGAGAUCCUUGAUGAUAAUUGGGUUGAACAGAGUAGAAAGAAAGAAAGAGGGGCGAGAGCACAAACUUCGCACUUGGAUGGAUUGAAUUGGGAGGUUUUGGUUGUUAAUGAACCUGUUGUUAAUGCUUUUUGUUUGCCUGGUGGCAAGAUUGUUGUGUUUACAGGGUUGCUUGAUCACUUUAAAACUGAUGCAGAGAUUGCAACCAUUAUUGGGCAUGAGGUUGGGCAUGCUGUGGCAAGACAUGCAGCAGAAGGGAUAACAAAGAAUUUGUGGUUUGCCAUCUUGCAACUUAUUCUUUAUCAGUUUGUUAUGCCUGAUGUUGUCAACACAAUGUCAACUCUAUUCCUGAGACUUCCUUUCUCCCGGAGGAUGGAAAUAGAGGCGGAUUACAUCGGUCUCUUGUUGAUGGCUUCUGCUGGAUAUGAUCCUCGAGUUGCACCCAGAGUGUACGAGAAAUUGGGGAAGGUCACUGGUGACUCAGCACUGAGAGAUUACCUUUCUACACAUCCAUCUGGAAGGAAGAGAUCUCAACUGCUGGCGCAAGCUCAGGUUAUGGAGGAAGCGCUCACUAUUUACAGGGAAAGCAUGUCUGGAAGAGGCAUUGAAGGCUUUUUUCUUUAGUGCACAUCACCAAACUCCCAAAUCAUUGUAACACGUGCAAAGCAGGAGCUGGUUGUCAAGUGCUGAAGUUGGAAAGCUAUUAUACUCUAAUAUGUUUUCCUCCUCUUGUUUUACUUGGCAACAUUAAUUCAACACUGUUAUCAGGUUGGGAUUUUUUUUUUCAGAUUUUUUUAAAAAAAAAAAAAUCGAGUCUUUUUUGUUUCAUUGUAGCUGUAAUUUCGUUAAAUUUUUUUUUAUAAAAAAAGUAUUAAACCUUUA
Molecule: messenger RNA, 2146 nt
Organism: Manihot esculenta (cassava)
Lineage: Eukaryota; Viridiplantae; Streptophyta; Magnoliopsida; Malpighiales; Euphorbiaceae
Exons: 3
Coding region: 548-1888 (446 amino acids)
Cellular component (GO): membrane
Molecular function (GO): metalloendopeptidase activity
Source: RefSeq, a predicted model, not a curated record